Messenger RNA from Lobosporangium transversale, 459 nucleotides. RefSeq lists its product as hypothetical. Gene Ontology annotation, cellular component: mitochondrion. Gene Ontology annotation, biological process: positive regulation of proton-transporting ATP synthase activity, rotational mechanism; peptidyl-lysine trimethylation; regulation of mitochondrial ATP synthesis coupled proton transport. The annotation marks the transcript as partial. The transcript has a single exon. The record is from RefSeq and is a predicted model, not a curated record. Gene Ontology annotation, molecular function: protein-lysine N-methyltransferase activity. Lineage: Eukaryota; Fungi; Mortierellomycota; Mortierellomycetes; Mortierellales; Mortierellaceae.
GAACAGGAGUUCCCAUUAUGGAUUGAAGGUGUCGAUACAACCUAUGCACCUUUUAUCCCUACAUCUACUCGACGUGUCCUCUUGGCCCUAGAAAUGGUUCGUCUUUGUUCCUCAGAUAGAGUCCUCGAUGUUGGAUCCGGUGAUGGUCGAUUCUGUUUUGCAGCAGCUCAUUUCUUUGGAGCCCAGAAAGCCAUUGGUAUCGAAUAUGAACAAGAUCUGGUCGAGCGAUCUACAGUAUUAGCACAGAAAUAUGUGGAUGAGGGCAGGGUAUUAUUUCAAAGAGCUGAUCUCACCAAUUGGAGACAUUCCACUAUCAUGCAAUCCAAGGAAUGGACAGUCAUCAUCGUCUUCUUAUCGCCAGAAGGGGGCACUGACAUGGAAGAAUGGCUCGUCCAGGAAUUCGAACGUGGUGUCCGCAUUGUAGCUUUGGUCUUUGAUCUGAAGCAUCUGAAAGGUCUC